AUGUUGAACAUUGCAGCGUUCGCCUUGCGCGGCUUCCUCGUACUCUUCGGCGCCGUCGUACUGGGCCUCUCCAUCACCCUGGCAAAGGGACAGGAAGUCGGCAAGCCCCCGACUGAGACCUCGUUCAGCAGCUUCUGCGGCGCCUUUGGUAUUCUCGUCUCGGCCAUCGGCAUCAUCGCCAUCUUCGUUGAUAAGAUCCCGCCGACUGCGAUCAUGGGUGCCGAUGCACUGGCGUCCGUCUUCUACCUCGCAGGCGGCAUCGCUCUGACCGUCGCGCUGAAGGACGUCUCCAGCUGCACGUCGCACUCCGCGAUAGCCCGUGGCGAGCGAGUCGGCAACAAGCUGCUGAACGGCGGCUGCUUAACCAAGGAUGGCGGCCUGUGGUGCUACGCCGGCUCCGGUCCGGGAAAAGAUGAGGUCGAUGAUUACACCCCUGGCCGCUGCCAGCGCGUACAAGCCGACUACGUCUUCCAGUACCUGGCUUUCGCCUUUGGCAUCGCCAUCAUCGCCACCACCUUCUUCCUCCGCCGAAGCGGUAGCAACCGAUCCCGGGCUUUUGUCUAG
This is a messenger RNA of Anthostomella pinea, 564 nucleotides long. The record is from the annotation of a GenBank genome assembly. NCBI's taxonomy places the organism in Eukaryota, Fungi, Ascomycota, Sordariomycetes, Xylariales, Xylariaceae.